This is a messenger RNA of Xiphias gladius (swordfish), 7255 nucleotides long. It is a transcript of the gene nid2a, whose product is annotated as nidogen 2a (osteonidogen). The transcript is spliced from 50 exons. Gene Ontology annotation, biological process: cell-matrix adhesion. Gene Ontology annotation, cellular component: basement membrane. Lineage: Eukaryota; Metazoa; Chordata; Actinopteri; Istiophoriformes; Xiphiidae. Gene Ontology annotation, molecular function: calcium ion binding. The record is from RefSeq and is a predicted model, not a curated record. The coding region runs from base 68 to 6631 and encodes 2187 amino acids.
CCGUCUGCACCUCUCUCCUUCUGCUCCCUCGUAGUGCAGAGCCGCAGAAUCAACCCCCAGCUCUACGAUGGAGGGGGGUAAAAUGUUGGCUGCGUGUCUGCUGUGCUGGAGCUGCACUGUGCGCGUGGUUACAGCCAUCCAGAGGGCUGAUAUGUUUCCUUAUGGCACUUUAAGUGGAGAUUUAAUUCUGGCAGAGGGCGACGAUGAAACCUCCAGAGUGCUGCCCCUGCCCAAACCCUUAUACUUCUACAACUCCCUCUUCACCCAGCUCUAUGUGGCCACCAAUGGUAUCAUAUCAGCCAUGGACUUGCCGAUGGAGAAGCAGUACGUGGACGAUGGCUUCCCCACAGAUUUCCCCGUGGUGGCCCCGUUCCUGGCUGACAUUGACACCAGCGGAGGGCGAGGACACAUUUACUACCGGGUGACAGAAACACCCAGCGUACUCAACAGAGUGGCCCAGGAAGUACAUCGAGGGUUCCCGGAUGCAAAAUUCACACCCACACAUGCGGUGGUGGCAACAUGGGAGAAUGUGGCGGCAUAUGAAGAACAAACUCGAACCCCUGGGCCUUCAAACAAGGUCAAUACAUUCCAGGCAGUAAUUGGUUAUGAUGAGACCGACUCAUACGUUCUCUUCCUCUACCCUAAAGGUGGCCUGAACUUCUUUGGGACACGACCCAAGGAGUCGUAUAAUGUUGAGAUAGAGCUUCCUGCAAGAGUUGGCUUCAGCAGAGGAGAAAUUACAUAUUUAAUCAUUUCCCGAACUGAGGGACCUCACUAUAGUGUUACAAGCGAUGAGCAGAGUGUUAAAAACCUUUACCAGGUUGGUAAUACAGGAAUACCAGGUAUAUGGCUUUUCCACACCGGGAACCGUUACUCUUUCAACAACAUUAUUCCGGCAUCCAGUGGUGGCCUCAUUGCUACUUUACAUUCUGGAGGACAUGGCCUCCCCCUGGACACCACCACCCCUGAGUACGCUGAGUUUGAGGAAUAUCCAGACAAUACCUUUGACCCUGAUAACCAAGAGGAAGAGGACGAUUACCCCUUGACAGGCGGGGACCCUGAAUUCCAGCCAGCCCCUUCUGGUGGUGACCACUCAGAGUCUCUUAAGCCAGCAGGUCCUGAUGCUCCCUCCUCUCCUCCAGAGGAUCCUGGUCGUCCGGGGUCAUAUGCCAGUGAAGAUGUACCGUUGACCUCUGAGCCCAGGUACGGUUCAGAAGCAGCAGAAAGGCAGUAUGCUCCCCGUAAUCUUCCUGAGGCAGUGGCAGAGGGAGGUGCUCAGCAGACUCAGGAACAGCAACCUCAGGUUCCUCUGGAGGUGGUAGAUGUAUACCCCCCUCACAGAAAUGAACCACGUCUUUCCCCUGGAGGUCACGUGGUUAGUGUGGAUGAAGAAGAUGUUGAUUUUGACACAGGAGUGAUUCAGUACACUACAGAGAAUAAGGAAACAUGUGCGAGAUUCCAGCAGCAGUGCUCCCAGAAUGCAUUUUGCUCUGACUACACUACAGGCUUUUGCUGUCACUGCCGGCCUGGCUUCUAUGGAAAUGGACGCCACUGUCUUCCUGAGGGUGCUCCCCAGCGUGUUAGCGGUAAGCUGAGCGGUACUGUGAUCGUUGGGUCAACUCCAGUACAACUGGACAACAUUGAUCUCCAUGCCUACAUCGUGGUGGGAGAUGGGAGAGCGUACACUGCCAUCAGCGAGGUACCCGAGCCAGUGGGCUGGGCUCUGAUGCCAGUCGUACCAAUAGGAGAGCUGUUUGGUUGGCUGUUUGCUCUGGAGCUGCCCAACAGCCAAGCAGGAUUCAAAAUCGCAGGUGCCGACUUCACUCGUCGUGCAGAGGUGAUCUUCUACCCUGGCAACCAGCGUCUGUCAAUCAUUCAGACGGGCCGUGGCCUUGACGACCACAACCACCUCACCGUGGAUACUGUAGUCAGAGGCAAUGUGCCCUUCCUACCUCCUGGAGCUGAAGUUACCAUGGAUCCCUUCAAGGAGACCUACCAGUACUACCCAUCCGUUGCCACUUCCAACUCCGUGAGAGAGUUUUCAGUUCUUUCAGCGGACCAAGGCUCAGAGUCCUUCUCCUUCCAACUAAAACAGAAUAUCACCUACCGUGACUGUCGACAUGACAACCGUGCCACCGCCCUGGAGACGCUACAGAUCACCAUGGAGAGGGUGUUUGUGAUGUAUGUCAAGGAGGAGCGGAUCCUGAGAUAUGCCAUCACCAACAAGAUCGGCCCACUUGGCGCUGAGCCAACUGAGCCGGAGCAAGUCAACCCCUGCUACGCUGGGAACCAUGACUGUGACACCACGGCCCAGUGUAUCCCACUAGAGGGCCAAGCUUUCCAGUGCCAGUGUGCUACUGGUUACAGAGGGGAUGGACGCAACUGUUACGACAUAGAUGAGUGUGCUGAGGGUUUGAGUUCAUGUGGCGCUCAUGCUCAGUGUAUGAACCUGCCGGGAAGCCACCGCUGCCAGUGCCACAGUGGCUAUGAGUUUGGCUACGACGGGCGCACCUGUGUUGAUAUGGAUGAGUGCAGCUCCUCCCCAUGUCACGUCCAUGCCAGAUGUAUCAAUGUACUAGGAUCUUUCCAGUGUCAGUGCCAGCCUGGGUUUUAUGGUGAUGGUUUCUACUGUUCCCAGCAGGAAGGACAGACAGUUCGUCCAAAGAGCCAGUGUGAGCAGCACAGAGACAGUCUGCAGAGUGGAGUGGAACUUAGAGGAUGGCAGAGUCUCGGAGCCUUCAUCCCUCAGUGCGACUCUGAUGGGCGAUACCGACCACUGCAGUGCCAUGGCUCUACUGGACAUUGUUGGUGUGUGGACAGUAGGGGACAGGAGAGAGCAGGAACCAGGACACUACCUGGUACAGCACCCAAAGACUGUGACAGGCCAGAUGAACCAGAGCGUCCUAAAACUCACUGUGAGCAGCACAGAGACAGUGUUCAGACUACCAGUCCAGAGGGGUAUCCUGUGCUUGGAGCCUAUGUCCCUCAGUGUGAUGCCAAUGGACAGUACACACCUCGACAGUGUCAUGGCUCUUCUGGACAUUGUUGGUGUGUGGACAAUAGGGGACAGGAGAGAGCAGGAACCAGGACUCCACCUGGUGCAGCACGAAAAGACUGUGACAAACCAGAUGAACCAGAGCGUCCUAAAACUCACUGCGAGCAGCACAGAGACAGUGUUCAGACUACCAGUCCAGAGGGGUAUCCUGUGCUUGGAGCCUAUGUCCCUCAGUGUGAUGCCAAUGGACAGUACACACCUCGACAGUGUCAUGGCUCCUCUGGACAUUGUUGGUGUGUGGACAAUAGGGGACAGGAGAGAGCAGGAACCAGGACUCCACCUGGUGCAGCACGAAAAGACUGUGACAAACCAGAUGAACCAGAGCGUCCUAAAACUCACUGCGAGCAGCACAGAGACAGUGUUCAGACUACCAGUCCCGAGGGGUAUCCUGUGCUUGGAGCCUAUGUCCCUCAGUGUGAUGCUAACGGACAGUACACACCUCGACAGUGUCAUGGUUCCACCGGACAUUGUUGGUGUGUGGACAGUAAUGGAGAGGAGAGAGCUGGAACAAGAACACCACCUGGUACACCACCCACAGACUGUGGCAAACCAGAUGAACCAGAGCGUCCUAAAACUCACUGUGAGCAGCACAGAGACAGUGUUCAGACUACCAGUCCAGAGGGGUAUCCUGUGCUUGGAGCCUAUGUCCCUCAGUGUGAUGCUAACGGACAGUACACACCUCGACAGUGUCAUGGCUCUUCUGGACAUUGUUGGUGUGUGGACAAUAGGGGACAGGAGAGAGCAGGAACCAGGACUCCACCUGGUGCAGCACGAAAAGACUGUGACAAACCAGAUGAACCAGAGCGUCCAAAAACUCACUGUGAGCAGCACAGAGACAGUGUUCAGACUACCAGUCCAGAGGGGUAUCCUGUGCUUGGAGCCUAUGUCCCUCAGUGUGAUGCCAAUGGACAGUACACACCUCGACAGUGUCAUGGCUCUACUGGACAUUGUUGGUGUGUGGACAAUAGGGGACAGGAGAGAGCAGGAACCAGGACUCCACCUGGUGCAGCACGAGAAGACUGUGACAAACCAGAUGAACCAGAGCGUCCUAAAACUCACUGCGAGCAGCACAGAGACAGUGUUCAGACUACCAGUCCCGAGGGGUAUCCUGUGCUUGGAGCCUAUGUCCCUCAGUGUGAUGCUAACGGACAGUACAGACCAUUACAGUGCCACGGCUCCACUGGACAUUGUUGGUGUGUGGACAGUAGAGGACAGGAGAGAUCUGGAACCAGGACUCCACCUGGUACACCACCCACAGACUGUGACAGGCCAGAUGAACUAGAGCGUCCUAAAACUCACUGCGAGCAGCACAGAGACAGUGUUGGGACUACCAGUCCAGAGGGGUAUCCUGUGCUUGGAGCCUAUGUCCCUCAGUGUGACGCUAAUGGACAGUACACACCACUGCAGUGCCAUGGUUCCACUGGAUAUUGUUGGUGUGUAGACGGUAGAGGACAGGAAAAAGCGGGAACCAGGACAUCACCUGGUGCACCACCUACAGACUGUGACAAACCAGAGCGUCCUAAAACUCACUGCGAGCAGCACAGAGACAGUGUUCAGACUACCAGUCCAGAGGGGUAUCCUGUACUUGGAGCCUAUGUCCCUCAGUGUGAUGCCAAUGGACAGUACACACCUCGACAGUGUCAUGGCUCUACUGGACAUUGUUGGUGUGUGGACAAUAGGGGACAGGAGAGAGCAGGAACCAGGACUCCACCUGGUGCAGCACGAAAAGACUGUGACAAACCAGAUGAACCAGAGCGUCCAAAAACUCACUGCGAGCAGCACAGAGACAGUGUUCAGACUACCAGUCCAGAGGGGUAUCCUGUGCUUGGAGCCUAUGUCCCUCAGUGUGAUGCCAAUGGACAGUACACACCUCGACAGUGUCAUGGCUCCUCUGGACAUUGUUGGUGUGUGGACAAUAGGGGACAGGAGAGAGCAGGAACCAGGACUCCACCUGGUGCAGCACGAAAAGACUGUGACAAACCAGAUGAACCAGAGCGUCCUAAAACUCACUGCGAGCAGCACAGAGACAGUGUUCAGACUACCAGUCCAGAGGGGUAUCCUGUGCUUGGAGCCUAUGUCCCUCAGUGUGAUUCUAACGGACAGUACACACCUCGACAGUGUCAUGGCUCUUCUGGACAUUGUUGGUGUGUGGACAAUAGGGGACAGGAGAGAGCAGGAACCAGGACUCCACCUGGUGCAGCACGAAAAGACUGUGACAAACCAGAUGAACCAGAGCGUCCAAAAACUCACUGCGAGCAGCACAGAGACAGUGUUCAGACUACCAGUCCAGAGGGGUAUCCUGUGCUUGGAGCCUAUGUCCCUCAGUGUGAUGCCAAUGGACAGUACACACCUCGACAGUGCCACGGUUCCACUGGACAUUGUUGGUGUGUGGACAGUAGGGGGCAGGAGAGAGCAGGAACCAGAACUCCACCUGGUACACCCUCUGUAGACUGUGACAAACCAGUCCCCGUUGCUCCGACCCAGCGCCCUGAGAGCGUGUGUGAGCGAUGGAGGGCCAGUUUGAUUGAGCACUAUGGCGGAAAACCCGAGCCACAGCAAUAUUUGCCUCAGUGUGAGCCAGAUGGACAAUUCAGUCCAGUCCAGUGUUAUGGGGAGACCACUUACUGCUGGUGUGUGGACCAGGACGGGCGGGAGGUUCCUGGUACCCGAUCACAUGACGUUGUCAAACCUGCAUGCCUCCCCUCAGUGGCCCCGCCCACCACGCGGCCAUUGCCCCGCCCAGAUGUGACCCCCCCAACAAACACUGACAUCACACUGCUGUACGCUCAGGGACAGAAAAUAGGAGCGCUGCCACUCAACGGGACCAGGCUAGAUGCGGCCCACUCCAAAACACUCCUGACUCUACAUGGUUCAAUAGUUGUUGGUAUAGCCUACGACUGCAAAGAGAACCAAGUCUAUUGGACAGAUUUGUCAGCAAGAACAAUCAACAGAGCUUCAAUGGCGCCUGGAGCUGAGCCUGAGAUACUCAUUAACACAAAUCUAGUCAGUCCAGAGGGUUUGGCUGUGGACGUCAAACGUAGGUUGAUGUUCUGGGUCGACUCAAACCCUGACGUUAUCGAAAGCGCCAACCUAGACGGCAGUGGGAGGCAAACGCUGUUCGACACAGACCUGGUCAAUCCCCGGGCCAUCAUAGUGGUCUCUUCCAUUGGUACUCUGUAUUGGACAGACUGGAACAGAGAGGCCCCUAAGAUCGAGAGUUCGUCUGUGGACGGUCGGAACCGCAGGGUGGUGGUGUCGGAUGGGAUUGGUCUGCCAAACGCUCUGACGUAUGACUCUUCAUCCGGACAGAUCUGCUGGGCUGAUGCAGGUACAAAGCGUUUAGAGUGUAUAUCCCCGGACAGUUCAGGUCGAAGAGUGAUCCACCCCAGCCUCAACUACCCAUUCAGCAUGGUUUACUACAGGAACCACUUCUAUUAUACAGACUGGCGGAGGGACGGUGUGAUCGCAGUGAGCAAAGACAGCAGUCAGUUCACCGACGAAUACCUGCCUGACCAGCGUUCUCACCUUUACGGCAUCGCUAUAGCAACUACCCACUGUCUAUCAGGGAUCCACUAACGAUGGACCGGCAGCCGCCGAGUCCUUUGGUGCUAAAAUUCUGGGGCAAUUCCUGAACAGAGGGCAGGACCACCCUAAGAAUCCUCUCCUGUGUCCCUCAGAGGAAAGGACGAUGAGUAAGGGAGCAAGAUGGCUUUCUGCUGCCAGACCGACAGUCAGAGCAAAUUAGUACCCCUCCACAGACCCUGACCCCAUUAUCUCACCUUAAAGAUAUAACCCCAAAAUAAAUGUUUUGUAAAUUUGUUUUAUACCUCAUUUUUAGUUUUUUUUUUUCUACUGUAUUUUUGUAUGCAAGUUUUGUUGUUUUUGUUUUUUUUAAUCUAUUACAACUACAGGGCAAUGAAACCAGAUUUUAAAAUAUACGAGCUUAGGUUUUCUGUUCUUUAAAGCCAAAGAAGGAUGACAUGAAGAGCUUUAAAACAACCUGUUCGAGCAUCAGUUUUCUCUUUGGUCAGCAGGCCACAGUGGCUUUUAAACUCUGUUUUUCAUCAGUUUCGUUUGGUUAAACACAGACUAAAGGAGUAGUUUGACUUUUCGGGAAAUACGCCCAUUCGCCUUCUUGGCCGGACUUAGAUGGAAAGUUUGUGUCUUUGCUAAAUAUGACAAAUGUUUCCCACCUCUAGC